Messenger RNA from Archocentrus centrarchus (flier cichlid), 1203 nucleotides. It is a transcript of the gene lepa, whose product is annotated as leptin a. The record is from RefSeq and is a predicted model, not a curated record. Bases 78 to 563 code for a protein of 161 amino acids. NCBI's taxonomy places the organism in Eukaryota, Metazoa, Chordata, Actinopteri, Cichliformes, Cichlidae. The transcript has 3 exons.
GUGGCAUACUCGCAGACAUCAAACCAAGGAAUACUGUCAUUUCUCUGUGUUCUGUACAACAGUGGGAAUACAACACUAUGGACUACACUCGGGUGCUCCUGUUGUCUCUGUUUCAAGCUUUAAGCAUGUGCGCAGCAGCUCCUCUGCCAGUGGAAGUAGUGAAGAUGAAAUCAAAAGUGAAAUGGAUGGCUGAGCAGCUGGUGGUUAGGCUGGACAAAGACUUCCAGGUCCCCAGUGGCCUGACUCUCAACCCACCUGCUGAUGAUUUGGAUGGAACUUCCUCCAUAGUGACAGUCUUGGACGGUUACAACAGCCUGAUUUCUGACACCCUUAAUGGGGUCUCCCAGAUCAAGUAUGACAUCUCUUCACUGACAGGUUACAUCAAUCAGUGGAGGCAGGGGUACUGCAGCGAACAGCGACCAAAGCCUCCAGUACCAGGGCCACUGCAAGAGCUACAGAGCCGGAAAGAAUUCAUUGACACCGUGGGCAUGGAGGCUCUCAUGAGAGUGAAAGAGUUUCUAAAUCUGCUGCUGAAAAAUCUGGAUCAGCUGGAGACUUGCUGAAGGAUGGAGAUCAGGACCAACGUUUCCAAUUUACCACCAUGAUUGUUUGAAGAUGUUUUUAAAGUCUCCAUCCGUGAUGUCUGACUUUAAAUUCUGAUUUGUCCACAUUGAACUUGAUAUUUUGAAUCAAAUCCAUUCUUGAACAGUCACUUAUUUAUGUAUAUUAUGUAUUUAUUUAUGUACUGUUUUUAGAAAAUAUGCACUUUGUAAAAGUCAUUAUUUUUUUACCACAGGCUAUGCAGCCUAAAUGUUUCCACAGAAAUGUAAAACGACUGCUCUGCACACCAAAGUAAAUCAGCUGCUCACAAGGUUUGGACUGUUGCAUAAAGCAAAGAGCUCUGAGUGAAAAAUGUGUUUCACAUUAAGUCAGUCAUCAAGUUAAACCAGCGGUGUAGGGUUAACUGGAGGACGUCAUGAUGAAAGAUGACAUCAUCCCUGGAAAUUCCUGAAAACCAGCCUGCAACUUGCUAAGAAACCCACAUGAUGUUUGCAUAAUAACUGUACCUCAGUCAAACACCAGAUCUUCCAUAAAAUGUCUAUUUAUGUCCACAGAUGGCACAUUUUAUGUUUUGGUGCAUCCGGCACUAUUUUUUUUAUAACUGUCGCAGUAAAACAUCAAUAAAUUUUUUUAACAAAUUGA